AGCUAAAUCUACUUUGUUGGUAAAAAAAAUGGAGUUCUCAAACGUUUAAUAUAUUUUUGUUAGAAUUUAUGGAGAUGAAGACAUGCAGUUCAUGAAGAACUGGUUUAAUGCAGAAAACAAAAGAGCAGCAGUAAAACCAGAGAGAAAAUUGAACUAAGAACUACAAUACUUUUUCAUUAAUUGAAACAUUAAUACGAGCUGAAAAUUAAAAAACAAUUUACAAGUAAACAGUAUUUUUGACACUGCAUUACAAUAUCUCAAUUCAGAAUGUAAAUAUCAACUCUAAACAUGCCUUCAGGGAAUUCUGACAUGGACAAACACAGUAAGCAAACUGUCAAACACAAAACUACAAGAUGUGAUCAUUCUAGCUGGCAUGUGACACUGCAUACUGGGUCUUUAAUGCAAGCUUUAAUUCAACAAUUUUUAAUAAACUAUGAUAGAUAUGUUUGAGAGUCCUCGGCUUUGCUUUGAUUAGAGAAGUGAAGGGGUAAAAGUCUAAUGAAAUAUUAGUAUCCCUCAGCCAACUCUGAAUCAAACGGCUGAAGCAAAAGCACAAGAAACAUGAAGUCGUCAUGUCCCUUUCUUGGGGUCCACACUUUCCAUAUGGCGGAGAAAAUUAAAGAAAAAUACAACCUUUAAUAGAAGCCGAAGCAACCCAAGGUAGUGUCUCUUUGUUCCGUAUCAACUGAAGCAAUUCCUUCAUCAUGGCGGAGUCCUUUCAAAGGUAUGCUGUUGUUACAGGGGCAAACAAGGGGAUUGGACUGGAAAUAUGUAGGCAGUUGGCCUCCAAAGGGGUCAUGGUGGUCUUAACUGCUAGAGAUGAGAAGAGGGGUCUUGAGGCUCUUGAAAAGCUGAAAGACUCUGGUCUCUCUGAUCAUCUAGUUUUUCAUCAGCUUGACGUGGCAGACCCUGCUAGCAUCACUUGCCUGGCUGAUUUUGUGAAAAACAGAUUUGGGAAGCUUGAUAUCUUGGUGAAUAACGCUGGUAUAGGGGGAACUACAGUGAACUAUGAUGCUUUAAGAGCUUCAAGUCUUUCUGCUACUGAGAAAGAUCUAACAACCGUUUGGAGUAAAGUAUUGUCUCAAACUUUCGAGGCAGGAGAAGAAUGUCUGAAAACAAACUACUAUGGCGCUAAAAGAACAGCUGAGGCGCUUCUUCCCUUACUCCAGUUAUCUAACUCUCCAAGGAUUGUUAAUGUUUCCUCUCUCUUGGGCAAGUUAAAGAAUAUACUGAGUGAACAGCUCAAGGGAGUAUUAAGGGAUGUUGAUACAGAAGAGAAACUCGAUGAGUUCCUUUCUGAGUUUCUAAAGGAUUUUAAGGAGGGUUCAUUAGAAAGUAAAGGUUGGCCAACUUUCUGCUCUGCGUACACGGUCUCAAAAGUAGCCAUGAAUGCUUACACAAGGAUUCUAGCCAAGAGGUACCCAAAAUUUAGCAUCAAUUGUGUUUGCCCUGGCUUUGUCAAAACAGAUAUAAAUUUCAAUACUGGUAAUUUAAGUGUUGAAGAAGGUGCUGCGACUCCUGUUCAGUUAGCACUCUGGCCGAAUGGUGGUCCUUCUGGCUUCUUUUUCAUGCAGGGUGAACCAGCAUCCUAUGAAUGUUAUGAGCUAGCAGAAGAAUACCUGAAAAUGAACUAUUAUGGUAUGAAAAGAGUGGUUGAGGCACUUGCUCCUUUCGUCCGGCUAUCUGAUUCCGCGAGGAUUGUAAAUGUUACCUUUUAUCUCGGAGUACCGCAGCUUAUGUCCAAUGAAUGGGCCAAGGGAGUGUUGAGCGAUGUCGAAAGCCUCACAGAAGAGAGAGGUGAAGAAGUUUUGAACGAGUUUCUAAAAGAUUUCAAAGAAGGAAGGAUGAAAUCCAAAGAGUCCUUUCAAAGGUAUACUAUUGUUACAGGGGGAAACAAGAGGAUUGGACUGGAAAUAUGUAGGCAGUUAGCCUCCAAAGGGGUCAUGGUGGUCUUAACUGCUAGGGAUGAGAAGAAGGGUCUUGAGGCUUUUGAAAAGCUGAAAGACUUUGGUCUCUUUGAUCAUCUAGUUUUCCAUCAGCUUGACGUGGCAGACCCUGCUAGCAUCACUUGCCUAGCUGAUUUUGUGAAAAACAGAUUUGGGAAGCUUGAUGUCUUGGUGAAUAACGCUGGUAUAAGGGCAACUACAAUGAACUAUGAUGCUUUAAGAGCUUCAAGUCUUUUUACUACUGAGGAUACCUUUCUACUUGAGUUUCUCCUACAAAUUCAGAAAGAUCUAACAACCGUUUGGAGUGAAGUGCUGUCUCAAACUUACGAGGCAGGAGAAGAAUGCCUGAAAUCAAACUACUAUGGUGCUAAAAGAACAGCUGAGGCAUUUCUUCCCUUACUCCAGUUAUCUAACUCUCCAAGGAUUGUUAAUGUUUCCUCUCUCUUGGGCAAGUUAAAGAAUAUACCGAGUGAACAACUCAAGGGAGUAUUAAGGGAUGUUGAUACAGAAGAGAAACUUGAUGAGUUACUCUCUGAGUUUCUAAAGGAUUUUAAGGAGGGUUCAUUAGAAUGUAAAGGUUGGCCAACUUUCUGUUCUGCGUACACGGUCUCAAAAGUAGCCAUGAAUACUUACACAAGGAUUCUAGCCAAGAGGUAUCCAAAAUUCAGCAUUAAUUGUGUUUGCCCUGGCUUUGUCAAAACAGAUUUAAGUUUCAGUACUGGUAAGUUAACUGUUGAAGAAGGUGAGGCAACUCCUGUUAAGUUAGCACUCUGGCCUAAUGGUGGUCCUUCUGGCCUCUUUUUCAUGGAGGGUGAACCAGCAUCCUAUGAAUGAGAUUAUUGACAAAAAUAGCGAAAUCUCAUUAGAGAGGUGAAACUAGUACAUGAGGACUUUGUUCACUUUCUUUCAUCAUCAAGUACAAUAAGAAAGCUUUAAAAAUCCAAAUGAUGCAAUUUUCUUUACCAAACUUGAUUCCCAUGUAUGUAGAAAUAUUCUACAAAAAUUUAUAAGAUAAGGUCUAUAUUUGUCA
Theobroma umbraticum is the source of this 2976-nucleotide messenger RNA. RefSeq names its product short-chain dehydrogenase/reductase 1-like. The record is from RefSeq and is a predicted model, not a curated record. Gene Ontology annotation, cellular component: membrane. NCBI's taxonomy places the organism in Eukaryota, Viridiplantae, Streptophyta, Magnoliopsida, Malvales, Malvaceae. Gene Ontology annotation, molecular function: oxidoreductase activity, acting on the CH-OH group of donors, NAD or NADP as acceptor.